GUCGCGAACGCACAGCUCGGACACUUCAGCCUUCUUCUUCGCUUGUCCCGCUGCUUGCAGCGAUAGGUUUCUUUUUCGGUUGCCUUGAGUCACGUCGUUUUGCGACGACUCCCAUGGAGGACUCUUCCCCUGCUGUCCCUUCUGAGACUCUGGCAACGACUACGACUGGGAACAUGAGCCUGCUCGAGGUCCAAAGCGAGCAGCUCGCCAUCAAGCUGCAGCAGGAGGCGUCCGGCAGUGGCGACGCCGGCAACAGCACCGACGGCGACGCCGGCGUCAAGGACGACGCAAGCGGUGCCGGACGACAGCAGUGGCCAAUCCCCACAGCACAAGAUUCCUCUUCGUUCUCGCAGACCCCGAACGCGUCUCAGGGCGCAUGGGGGGUUCCCGGACGAAGCGCUGCCGACCUCCUACGCUCCGCCAACGCAUCUGCAGCUGCUACGCCCGCCUCGUCUCAAGAACAAUCAUCAUCUCCGCCUGCUCAUACCACCGCCGCUCGCUCCUCCGCCGCCGCCGCCGCCGCCGUCGACCUCGCGGUCGUGCCGCUAAGCGCCGAGUCGAUCGGGGCACUGGUGGGCAUGGGGAUCGACCAGGCGUGGGCGGCGGCGGCGCUGCGGCGCUGCGGCGGCAACGACGUGGGCCGGGCCGUGGAAUACUGCUUCUCGCACGACAUGGGGGCGUUAGCCGAGGAAGACGCGAGGGCCUUCGAGGCGGCUACUGCUGCUGACGUGUUCCAGCAGCAGCGCCAGGACAAUGAGACCCAGCACCAGCAGCCGGACGCAGACAGUGACAUGGCCUUCGCCCUGGCGCUGGACCAGGAAGAGAGAAGGAUGUUCGAGGCGCGCCGCUCCACCGCCGCGGCCACCCUGGCCACCGAACAGGGCACCUUCGGCUCCAAGGUCAGGGUCGCCGCCGCCACCGCCCCCGCCGCCCCCGGGGGCACCGGCACCGGGCCCUCCGGGGGGGGGGGGUCCCAGAACCCCCCCCAAAGAUGGGGAGUUGCCGAUGCGGAGGGUUUCAUGGACGACGGUGGUAAAGAUCUAUUGUCCCAGGACACUGAGUUGCGCGAGGAUGGGGAUAAAGGCGAUGGUUUGGAGGAGGGGGAGGGGGGGGGGGGGUUUCGGGCUGUCCCCGGGGGGGGGCGGAGGAAGGGGAAGAUGCCGCUCUUUAAGAACUCCGAGGGGGAGGUGGUGUCGAAGCACGACGCCGUCAUUUGCGGGAGGAUGAACGCGCGAGACGCGUCCAACUUGGAGGGAGUCGGAGACCUGACGGCGGCCGGGGUGCGCCUCGGCAACCGCACGUUCAACAGCCUUAAGCGUGACAUCCGCAAGAAGAAGGAGAAGGGCAUGGCCGCCGGGGGCAGGGUCGAGCAGGCCACGAGGUCUACCCAGGAAGGGGUCAUGGACCCCCGCACAAGGCUGCUCCUGUUCAAGAUGCAGAACAACGGCACUCUUUUGGAGGUUCACGGGAUGGUUAAGACAGGGAAGGAGGCCCAUGUUUACCACGCUCUCGCACCCGAAGACCCCGAAGCCAUGACGGGUAGCCGAGGUGUCGCGUUGAAGAUUUUCAAGACGACGCUCAGCGAGUUUGGAAACCGUGCGGCGUACGUUGACGGGGACCCUCGGUACGGUAACAUGAGAUUCAACAAGCAGAGCCGGGAGAAGAUGUUCGCCAUCUGGGCCAAGAAGGAACACCGCAACCUGCUCCGCCUUCACCGCGCCGGCAUCCCCUGCCCGGAGCCGAUAAAGCAGCGGGAGCACACACUCGUCCUGUCGUUCAUCGGCAAGGACCAUUGGCCCGCGCCGCAGCUGCGGGAGAUCGACCUCUCGAAGGCGAACUGGCGCAGGUGCUACGCGGAGGUGCUUGAGCUGGCGCGGUUGAUGUUCGUGAAGUGCCACCUGGUACACGCAGACCUGUCCGAGUACAAUGUGCUCUAUCACGAAAAGGUGUGCCACGUUAUCGACGUGGGCCAGGCUGUGGACACCGGACACCCCAAGGCCCGAGAGCUCCUCCGCCGUGACAUGUCCGUGGUAGAGUCCUUCUUCAGGCGAAAGGGAGUAACCGGCUGCCUCGAGGCAGCGGUGGCGGAGCGUUUCGUAGUGGCCUACCGCGGCCCUUCCUCGUGCGACCACGACGCUGCUGCUGCUGAUGUAACUGUCGAAGGCGGUGGUGGUACGGGCGAGGAAGACCGGCCCCUGAGCGGUGUGGAGGUCAUCCUGGAGUUGAUGGAAACGCCAGGGAUUGGUGCCGACGACAGGCUCCAGGCGGCGUGCGCGGCGGCGGAACCUUGGGCCUCCCGCCAAUCAAAGCAGGGUUCCCGCAGCGACAACGAUGACAACUUGGUCUCAAGCGAAGAAAGCGAACACGAACACGAGGAGGAGGGCGGCAGCCAUUCCGACUGUGCUGAGGAAGAGGAGGGAGUUGGAGAAGAGGAGGAGGCUGGUUGGACGAUGGUCGAUGUCGAGAGGGAGGAGGGGAAGGGGGACAAGGUGGAGCUGAGCGAACGAGAGCGGGCAAGAACGGCGGCGGAGAAAGAGGCGCUCAAGGCUGGAAUUUUCUGAGAAGAAUAUGCUGAUGCUGACUUUUUUUUCUUCAAGCAGUGCUUAACAUGUAGCGUAACACAUUGCGUGCCUGAUCGAACUUAUUGUUGGUUGAUUUUUGUUUAAAGCUGGGAGAGGUUGCUGUUCGUAAAGAAGGUGUAGCUGCGUGCUGGGGGACACAUGUGUGUGUUUGAGUGGAAGGAGUGAGAGAGCAUUCCAGCCGAGAACGUGAGUUCACUGCUGUUGAAUUCAAAUUGUAUGUAGGUUCUUGGUCUAUUUUGCUGUCGUGCCUGGUUUGUGGAGAGCGCUACUUAUACAGAGUAGUUCAUUUGUACACACUUUUUGAGGAAAGAGAGUGCUUCCCUCCUCUCGCGUUGAAAUUGUGGGGCAAGCAUCGCAGGAGGGGUGGGUAGGGGACCUCAGGGAGAGGAAACCUUAGACGCUACCACGGAUUGGAGAGAGCUCCUACCGGGCAGAAAUGCCAUGUGUGAGCGCUGACGUAAAGCGAUCGGUAAAAAGUAAGGAGUCGUGUAAAUACUCCCCGUGUUGUUGAUGCAGGCCGGGAGUUCGAAAGACGGCUAGCACCUAAUUUUUUGUAGCCAUGUUCUAAGAGGACGGUCGUCGUGGCGAAACCGCGGGACCGCUGAUUUGGGACGACGUAAAAUCAACGGCAUGUAGGUACGUUUUAGCUCGAGACGUUCCAGCAUGACGGCUCUCGGUCGGGCAGGACCGUGGGACACCCCGCCUUUACCCUAUACCCCAGCCGGACUAAGAGGGGGACAAGUAAGAUUUCUAUCGCGCGCGAGGAAGACCAGACAGCGAUGUCGGCUGUUUAGAUUACAAGCAAAGGUCUUGGAACCACCCUCAACCUUAGAUUUGUACAACAGAACACGAGGGCAAAAGUUUUACGUAGAUAUGCUGCAGCCACGACUGAGCCCGUCUUCCAGGGUAGCUUCACCUCGAAAUGAUUGUCGGAACACCUCUGGGCAAGGUAGGGAACUUCACACCUGUG
Ectocarpus sp. CCAP 1310/34 is the source of this 3552-nucleotide messenger RNA. The record is from the annotation of a GenBank genome assembly. NCBI's taxonomy places the organism in Eukaryota, Phaeophyceae, Ectocarpales, Ectocarpaceae.